GUUGUGGAUAAAACACAAACACAGAUAGCAUCAAGUAGUACUGAGUUCAGUUGGUGGAGAUGGAAGCAGUACUAGCGUCCCGCCAUUUGUCCACGCCACUCUCUCACCACCGAACCACCGCCUCUUCUUCGAGCAAGCUUUGUUCUUCCCUUUCUUAUAGGAAUUCUUUCGCGAAAGAGAUAUGGGGUUUUGUUCAGUCGAAAAGCGUAACUAUGAGAAGAAUGGAUAUGAUUCGUCCAGUUGUGGUCAGAGCUGAAAUGUUUGGUCAGUUAACUACUGGUCUUGAAUCUGCCUGGAACAAACUCAAAGGAGAAGAGGUUUUGACCAAAGACAAUAUUGUGGAGCCUAUGCGAGAUAUUAGGAGAGCUCUUUUAGAAGCUGAUGUAAGUCUUCCUGUUGUAAGAAGGUUUGUGCAAUCUGUUACUGAUCAGGCUGUGGGUGUUGGAGUCACUCGAGGAGUCAAACCCGAUCAACAAUUGGUUAAGAUUGUUCAUGAUGAACUUGUACAAUUGAUGGGUGGAGAGGUCUCGGAAUUGACUUUUGCCAAAACUGGGCCCACUGUCAUUUUAUUGGCUGGACUCCAGGGAGUUGGGAAGACAACCGUGUGUGCAAAGUUAGCAAAUUAUUUCAAGAAACAGGGGAAGAGUUGCAUGCUAGUUGCCGGGGAUGUUUAUAGACCUGCUGCUAUCGACCAGCUUACUAUCUUGGGUAAACAGGUGGACGUCCCUGUAUAUACAGCAGGUACCGAUGUUAAACCAUCAGACAUUGCUAAACAAGGUUUUGAAGAGGCCAAAAAGAAGAAAAUUGAUGUGGUUAUUGUUGACACUGCUGGUAGGCUGCAGAUAGACAAAGCAAUGAUGGAUGAGUUAAAAGAUGUGAAACGGGUACUGAAUCCAACAGAAGUCUUGUUAGUUGUGGAUGCUAUGACAGGGCAAGAAGCAGCAGCUUUGGUGACUACUUUCAAUCUUGAGAUUGGAAUAACUGGUGCCAUCUUGACAAAGCUAGAUGGUGAUUCAAGAGGUGGAGCAGCUUUGAGUGUCAAAGAGGUAUCUGGAAAGCCAAUUAAGUUGGUAGGACGCGGGGAACGCAUGGAAGAUCUUGAACCUUUCUACCCCGACCGAAUGGCUGGGCGAAUACUAGGAAUGGGAGAUGUCCUUUCAUUUGUGGAGAAGGCACAAGAAGUUAUGCAACAAGAAGAUGCUGAGGACCUGCAAAAGAAGAUCAUGAGUGCAAAGUUUGACUUUAAUGAUUUUCUAAAGCAAACCCGUGCUGUUGCACAAAUGGGUUCUGUGUCCCGAGUCAUUGGGAUGAUUCCUGGUAUGGCAAAGGUUACUCCUGCUCAAAUUCGAGAAGCAGAGAGGAAUUUGGAGAUUAUGGAAGUGAUAAUAAAAGCAAUGACCCCUGAGGAAAGGGAAAAGCCAGAACUGUUGGCAGAAUCCCCUGUUAGGAGGAAAAGAGUUGCUCAGGAUUCAGGGAAAACAGAGCAGCAGGUAAGCCAACUUGUAGCUCAACUAUUUCAAAUGCGUGUUCGGAUGAAGAACCUAAUGGGUGUAAUGGAAGGUGGAUCGAUGCCAACACUUAGUAAUCUUGAGGAAGCACUUAAAACAGAGGAAAAGGCUCCACCUGGCACUGCAAGGAGGAGAAAGAAAGCAGAGUCAAGGAGGUUAUUUGCAGACUCAACGUUAAGGCAACCUCCUCGUGGAUUUGGGAGCAAAAACUGAAAAAUUCUAAAUAUGAUUGACACGCAACAAUAUGAUGGGAGAGUUUGGAAUUUGGAUCAGCAUGUCACUGGCGAUCAACUAGUUUGAUUUAGCUUUCUUUAGAUAAGAUAAUUUCCUUCCAUUGUUAGAUCGAUUCAUUCAUGUAGUAAUGAGUGCUGUCCUGGAGUUUGGUGAAAUUUAGGCAGAAAUGAGAUGUACGUGCGGGAUGUGCGAAUAUAAGAAGUAUUACCAUCCAAUAUUUUGAAUUGACUUUCGAACUUGCAAGCUUAACUUUGUCCCUUGAUUCAUUUAUAGUUUUGAAAUGCGUAUAA
This is a messenger RNA of Medicago truncatula (barrel medic), 2032 nucleotides long. Its product is annotated as signal recognition particle 54 kDa protein, chloroplastic. Lineage: Eukaryota; Viridiplantae; Streptophyta; Magnoliopsida; Fabales; Fabaceae. Gene Ontology annotation, cellular component: signal recognition particle. The record is from RefSeq and is a predicted model, not a curated record. Gene Ontology annotation, molecular function: 7S RNA binding; GTPase activity; ATP hydrolysis activity. Gene Ontology annotation, biological process: SRP-dependent cotranslational protein targeting to membrane. Bases 60 to 1721 code for a protein of 553 amino acids. The transcript is spliced from 14 exons.